AUGGAUGAGCUGUUGGAAAUGUUUAACUCCUUCAUAGGGGAAGCAUUCGACAGAGAAAAAGCGAUGGAGGUUGAGUUCAAGGAAUUCGAAACUAAACUCAACGAGUGCGUUAUGCAGGCGAAGGAACGGGGUACUCCGGUGCAGAACAAAAAGCGUCCAAAAAGACAGCUUUCCAUAUCGGAACGGGAUGAAAAUAGUAUCAGCGGUACCACCAGAUGCGACACAACCACAAAUGAAGAUCAAGGAAGCCAUACGACGAUGACCCAAUCCAGCGAACGGAAUAGCUCCGCUACAAACAGGUCGUCCGCUCGCAUGCUGAAUGUAUCCGGACCGUCUCAAGAAAAGGCACCUCCACAGCAGACUGUCCCGUCAAGCGAGGAUACAACUGCUCGUCCUUCUAGAGCAGCCCGAAUAAAGGCACAGGACAAACUGAAGGAAAUUCCACUGAAAUCAAAAAUUCGUAACGACGCCGGUUCUAUAGCGAUGUCAAUUAAAACAGAACGAAUUUCUACGGUCGCUAACGGCAACGGCAAUAAAAUCGCUGAAAAAUCUACGCUGCCUACCGAUACCGAGCAGACAUUCAAUGAUAUGGAGGUAGAGAACGAUGCCAACCAAGCGAACAGGAUCAUUUCUAAGGAGCAGGAACCAUCGAAAAAGCGUUCCCCGUCGGCUGUCACACGCGAAACGUCCUCGUUACUGGUUGUCCCACCGGUGAUACCUAAGGUUGAGAUAGUUUCCGACGAAGAGAUGCCUCCACCAAAGAUGCCGCCACCGAAACCGGCACCGAAGGCACGCACUAAGAAGAAGCCUGCGGCGGAACCCGAGAAGAGUUCGAAGGAAGCUCCAGCUCGUUCCACCGUUUCAUCGGCGGAUUCGAUGAUGGAUGAUAAUGUGAGUCAGGAGAGCAAUAAAAAAAGCGAGAUUCGCCCAACGCGUGGAAGACCACCAAAAGCGAAAGCGGAAGCUAAACAAUCUACCACCAAUGGACCGAAUUUGAUGAUCGAACCUUCUAGAGUUAAGUCGGAAAAGCUAUCAAUCGUACAGCAGCAGACGUCUGGUCAGUCCGUGUACGAAGAUGCCCAUGAGCAGGAGCAGGAACCCGAACUGCAACGGGAACCGUCUGCAUCGGAGCUUCAGAGUCAAAUGCGUCCCUUAAAGAUCGCUCUGCAAAAGAUGCCAGUGCCGCAACCUCUUCCGCAUGAUUUGAACGGUACAUAUGUCGUCACACAACCCGCGUCAUCCAAUAUGACGUCCCCUACGGUACAGGACGGAACAUUUACGGUUACUUCCCCGAUGGAUAUUGGACCGGGAGGCAACGAAACGUUUAAUAUUCCCGCGAAGGGAGCUACCCCGGUGGGACAAAACGGAGCUGGAGUCACGAACGAAACGUUCGUGCUUGAUAAAAGCGAUCCUUCCAAGAGGCAGGGUCCAGCAAACUUAGCCAAUGCCAGCAUCAUGACCGAGGACGAUUCGGUGAUCGAAAAUUCACCCAUCCAGGCACCUCAAAUACCGGAGUUGAAACCGAAGCAAAUGAUCACAUCGUUAAUUCCGCCCAUGCUCGCUCCGAAACCGAAAAAUCUCACCUCCAUGGGUAUCGUGAAAAAGGCGAGCAAUGCUAAGAAAAACAAGGAACUCUUCAAUCCAUGCGUCAUGAGCCCAAUCAAGAGUCGCAUCGAGGCAUUCGAGAAGUGUGUCACCACGGGCCAGCAGAAGGUGGGCACACCGCAUUCACAAAUUGGUCGGAUCGUCAAAACGGUUAGUACGCCGACUCUCGUUAGCGAGCCGGUUGGAUUGGUACGGUCGGCCCAAGCCAAAUCGACCGUCUGCACUCCGAACAGUGUCGCACAGCCGAUUCAGAAGGCUUCCUCUGCGUCGAAGAUUGCACAAAUGCAAAAUCGAGCUGUCCUUGCUUCGGCUAGCACAAUGACGCGCAGUCAGUCCCGUGAUUCGAGCUGGGACCGUGCCGGUGGUGGCGGUGCGAGCGGUGGCACGUUGUCGGCGGCUUCCUCCACGUCGUCCCUGUUGGACGAGAAAAAGAAAAAACGCGAAGAAAAACAGCGCCUGGCGACGCAGCAGCGGGAGGCAAUAGAGCGCGAGAAGCGCGAACAUGCCGAGCGGUUGCUGCGUGAGAAGGACGAAAAGUUCCGAAAGCUGGUCAACGAGAAGCAGGAGAAGAUGCGCUUGGACGCGCAGAAGAAAGCACGCAAGCUGGAGGAGUUCGAGAAGCGGCGCCAACAGGAGGAGCAGAAGGCACUCGCAGAUCAAAAGCGAGAGGACCUCGCCAAACAGAUGGCCGAACAGCAACGGAUCGACCGCGAGCUGCUGGAAUCGUUGAAGCAAAGCCAGACGAAAGAAAACCACGAGAUUAAGCUGCACAAGCAGCUGUACCAGCAGAAGCUGCGCCAGCAGCAGCAACAGUUGGAAAAGCAGCAGCUGGCAGCGAAGAAGAAAACUACUGCGCGCAGCCAGGCGUUCGUGUUCGAAAUGAUCGACACGGACGACUCUACGGACGAGGAUGUCCCCGAGGAUCCGAACGCACCGCGCAAGAAGAAGCGACCACCGAUUCCAGAUUGGUGCAAGCACACUGCCAACUUCCGGAAAAAUCUCGCAAUCCAAGCCCAGAUUGACACCAAGGUGAUCGAUCGGUUGUUCUCGGUGCAACCAAUGACGCCCGAUCUGCGUAAACUGUUCCCUACGAUCGAUGCGCGCAAGCUGAAGCGAAACUCGAGCGCCAUCUGGCGCACUCCUCCGCGGUACUCGCAACUUCCGUGA
Anopheles nili is the source of this 2772-nucleotide messenger RNA. RefSeq names its product inner centromere protein (gene Incenp). Bases 1 to 2772 code for a protein of 923 amino acids. The transcript is spliced from 6 exons. NCBI's taxonomy places the organism in Eukaryota, Metazoa, Arthropoda, Insecta, Diptera, Culicidae. The record is from RefSeq and is a predicted model, not a curated record.